Molecule: messenger RNA, 5791 nt
Organism: Anopheles funestus (African malaria mosquito)
Lineage: Eukaryota; Metazoa; Arthropoda; Insecta; Diptera; Culicidae
Gene: fmt
Product: serine/threonine-protein phosphatase 6 regulatory subunit 3
Exons: 15
Coding region: 1144-4041 (965 amino acids)
Cellular component (GO): cytosol; nucleus
Molecular function (GO): protein phosphatase regulator activity; protein phosphatase binding
Source: RefSeq, a predicted model, not a curated record
GGGAACAUCAUCCUGACUUUCUCCAUUUUAUUUGCCAACGAAAAAAAUAUCGCAAGAAGGCAGAUUUGUGCAAGAUUCGCUACGUUAUUCGCCUCUCACGGAAUUUUCACCCGUGAAGAAAACAUCUCCCUUCCACACUGUGCAGCAGCACAACACCACAAGUACAUCGCCACCGUGUCGUUCCUCUUAUCACUACUUGAACGUGUGUGCAAGUGUGUGUACGAGUUGUACGUAUGUUUGCUUGUGCGUAAUAUUGUGUUGUGUGCCGUGUACGUGUGCUCCGCGUGUUUGCAAAACCGACGGUCACUGUCGGUGGAGUUUUGUAAGUGAAACGAAAAUAAAGUGCGGAAAAAGGUUUUGUGCGGUGUUGGUUAAGAAGAAGGAAAAGAAGUAGCGGUUGUCCGGAAGAAACGAUUUUUUUUUUCUCGUACGGCUAAGGUGUGGUAAUUCCUUACGGCGUGUUGUUAAAAGGCACCCACCCUGUUCAGCGAUAAACUGUUCGAUUACGGUGUAGCUACAUCAGCAUCACUUAGCCAAACACCGAACAUAGCAGACGGGUUGCAACUAUACAUCACCAACUACACAUAGCUGUACCUAAUGAAACAAUCACUAUAUAUCGUCGUAGAGAAAACAGCGCCGAAGGAUUGCAAAUUUGAAACGGAAUAAUAAGCAGCUCCACAUUUUUGGAGUGGUUGCAACAUUUGCUGCCAUAACCGAACGGGAAGAUUUAUUUUUCCACGUGCAUAUUUGUAAUAUCUGUGAUCUUUGUUAAGUGCUGUGUUAUCAACGAUCGCUCGUAGGACAGUAGGAGAGAAAAAAAUCAUCCGUAGCAUGUUGGCAAACAACACUGGAAAGUAGAGAAUUGUAGCACUUCACCACACAAGCCAGAACCAAACCUUGUACACCUCAACAAUAACGAAACCACCAGUGAAAAGCUUUAUUGCUGUAGUGAAAACCCGAACCGAGGCAGAACUAGCAUACUUCUGUUGCGAUCCGUUCAGGGGUGUACGCUUGUUUGCGGGUACCGCGGAUUGUUCACCACCUUAAAGUACGGCUUGUCUAAGCUGAAACCGUUGCAAUCGCUCGGACGAUUGCCUUCCCCUUCGCUCUACAUCCGUCAAAAUACGAUUCAAAAGAAGCAUCAUGUAUUGGGACUCGCUAAGUACGCAGUCCGACGUGGACGCAUUGCUUAGCAAAGAGGGUUUAACCCUGGAAGAGGUCCUGGACUAUGAAAACGUUCUACAAGAAUGUAAAAGUCAGAAUUCCAAGCUGUUGCAAUACUUAAAUCGCACCGAAAUAUUCGAUGCCCUUAUCGAUCUCAUCAUUCAGGAACCGCCCGCUGAUAUCGAUGACAAUAUACGCUUCAUGCAUUCCAACAUGGCGUGCGAAAUACUUACCAGUGAUGUACCGUCCUUCAAAACGCAUCUCGUCGAGAAUCAGAACUUUCUGAACAAGCUGUACAGUUUCCUCGUGAAGGAACCGCCGCUCAAUCCACUGCUGACCUCGUUCUUCUGCAAAACGUUCGGCAUGCUGAUCACGAAGCAGAACGAGCAGGACUACUUUUCCUACAAAUCUGUGUGCCUGCAAGUAUUAGAGUUUAUCAAAUCGAAGAAAGGUUUCCUGCCGACGAUUUUGAAGCACUUUGGCAACCAGGUCAUCAGCGAUCUGCUGCUGUCCCACAUCACUGAUAUUGAGGAUGCGGAGCUAAAGUCUGAACUGCUGGAAUGGCUGAACGAACAGAAGAUGGUAGCCGAAAUAAUAGGCUUACUGAAGCAGCAAGGCCAGGUGCAGAAGCAUUACAACGCAUCACAGUUUCUAAUCGAGCUCAUCAAGAUCAGCCGGUGUAAGCGACAGAACGAGCAACAGGACAAAGUCACCUCGGACCCGAUUCUAGAUACGCUGGAAAGUGAAAUGACAACGAAACAACUGCUUGAUAUCAUCCUGGAAGAAAAUGGCGAAGAAAGUGCAAUUGUUGCAGGAAUUCAAAUAAUCCUAAGACUGCUUGAAAAUGCGAUAAUACAAGAACCUGUUUCCGAUACCGCAUUACAAAACGUUAUCGAUGCUGAGAAAGAGCAUCACGACAUGGUUGUAACACGAUUGGUUAACGUCAUCAAACCGCGUGUCGCCGAAUUUGUUGAGAUCUUGAAGAAUCCACCUGCGAAACCGGACAUAAUUACCACCUUCGGUACACUGUCACCACCACUGGGCAACGUGAGACUUCAGAUUUGUAAUUUAUUUACAGUAUUAAUAGAAACAGAGAAUAAAGAAGUAAUCCAAACCAUUUGUGAAACGGACUAUUAUAACACCUUGCUCAACCUAUUCAAGCAAUAUCGUUGGAAUAAUUUCCUCCAUAGUCGUGCUAAAGUGUGUAUCAACUAUGCCAUCGGUUCGUUCGACCAGAGUGAAGGUGGUGCGGAUGGAGAACCCCAACUGCUUACCUCUAGUUUACAGCGAUACAUAUUCUCAGAUUGUAAGGUGGUACCUAAAAUGGUAGAAUUGUUCGAAAACAAUUCGAAGCUUGAGUCUGGGAGGCUUGGUUAUAUGGGCCAUCUGAUUGAAAUGUUUGAUGCAUUGUCUACUACCUUGAAGCUCUCGGAAGAAAUCCGUGCCUUAGUACAAUCGACACUGACGGAAGAUGAGAAACAAAGCUUGUCAUCGUUAAUCGAUGGAGAUGACAGCCUGAUUGCGCAAACUCUAGGUGUGCAGAAGAAAUUUUUGGCUGAUCAAGAUCCGUAUCGUAUAUGUCCGAACAGUAGUGAUGGGUCGCGUUUUGAUUGUGGUGGUAUGGCUGUUACCGAAAUACCAAAAAUGUCAGUGAUCGAAUUAGGCCAGAUUAUGGAAAGUAUCAACAAUGCUUUCAACAAUUUCGGAGGAUUCGUCUUGGGGGACAUAGAAGACAUAGAGGCUUCUGAUUCAAACCGAUGGGCAGAUUUUGGUUCGUCAGAUCAAUUGCUGGAGCUUGGCAACGAACCAUCUCGGUUCAGCAAUGAUGGCUUAACCGAGGACGACAACGAUCCGUUCGGUUUGCGGAUGUUUGGCAUUGAGCGGGAGAAGACAGAUGACGAUAAUGACGAUAGCGAUCCAUUUGCACCAGUGUCGUCGGCUGCCAACACUCAGGAUACGAACCUCUCCAAAGACAUGCUGAUGGGUGACGGCUUGCUUGUGCAGAAAUCGGAUUUGGAUUUUGCUUCACUCGCAUCGUCCGGCCUUGUCGACAGUGAAAGUAACAGUGAUAUGCCCCUUACAGGUGGCAUGGAUCACAACAUUUUGAAAUUUUUACAAGCGGUCAAUGAAGCGGGUCCAUCCUCAACGGCAAUGUUGGAGGACAAUUUUGCCGAUUUCGAAUCAGUGCUUGGCGUCGGUGAUGCAAGCGCAGUCGGUAGCAGAAGUGAAUCAUCAAUUAGCGGCCUUCCCUCUUCUACAGCUACAUCGUCCGAUCCAGCGAUCAAUUCUGUUAAUCCACUGUUUGAUUUCGAAAAUGCGGACAUAUUCAAUGCUAAUUCGAUACCACCAACUGCGGACCAACCAGCUAGUGGUGUGGAGACAGUAAAAGCAGUCGAAGUCAUGCAGGAAAAGCAAUCGGAAUUGGAAGGGAAACGUGUGGGCGAGGAAUCUGGUGAACAUAUCGAAUCGGCUUCGGCUAUACCUGAGGGAAUCAAUGAUUCAAAUAAAGUCAGUGACAAAGCUGUGAAUGGUAAAACUGACGAUGUAGUGCCGGUUGUUUCAACCGUCGCAACAACAGAGAGCGAGAAAAAUUCAUCCAUCGUGGAGUCCGACGAACUAUCCCAACAUAAUGAGCGCAGCAAAGAAGGAAUGGAAAAUGCAGCAGAAAGCCCUACUGUUGAGAAAUCCGAAGCUAUCAAUGGUAAUGACAGCAGUACUGUCAAUAAUACUUCCCCAAAAGAAGAUUCUAGCAGUUCCACACAACCGACUGUUGGUUCAGGUCCGGUAGAAAGUGUCGAGAAAGACGCUGCAGUUGAUUCGAACACUUCCUGCGACAGCUCAGUUGCGAACGAUUCGAGUGGAUCGCCGGAUAAUUGAGGGUGUCCGCAAUCCUGUCGUUGCCUUCGGCAUCAGACAACGCGCCAAUCGUGCCCAUCGUCAGUACGCCAAUCAAAAACACCGACAGAAACGACUCAGCCAAAGCAGCGCCAUCGACGCCGCCGUCAGAGACGGCGACAAGUACAGCAGACAUCCAACGCGAACGGCACUACCGUUCACUGCUAAUCCACACACACACACACACACACCGGCCCGGUAAAGCUUCCGAGUCGAAUGAUGCACGUCAGAUCGUAUGAUGAGUGACACUGCAAGCGGAUGGGUGGUUUUGGUAAGAGCUUAUUUAAUAAUCGCAAGCGAGAGAAUCACAACCUCUCCUCCGAAGCAUAGUGAUGCGUUCAAUUAAAUUGACGUAUUGUGCUGACAAAGAAAAAUUGCUACACUGUGAAGGCAUUUCGGGAGCAGUACAGAUAAUCAGAUCAGCAUGUUUUACUACUCCCGGUACAGUUCUGAUUAUGUUGUUUCACAUGCUAAAACAAGAAUCAAACAACCCAUAGAAAACGUUAUACAUAAAAUUUGUAAUUUAUAUUUUUUUUUAAUUUAAAAUUUAUAGUAACCUCUGCCUGUUCUUUUUCAAGGCCUUGGAAAGUGUUAUGUUCAUUCAUCUUCAUGCCUUAAGUAAAUGUGAUCCAAGGUACCGCAACACAAGAAGAGCCGAACUCUGUUACCUCAAGUAAAAAAUCGCCCACACUAUUACUGCUUCAAUAAGAUCCAGCAUGAUACUUAUGCCCAUUGCACAGCUACACCGAAGCCGAAUUACUUGCCAUAAUUCUUGCCAGGAUGAGAUGCUGCACCAGCGAAAUCAAGCGAUACAAUAUGUACAGCAUUUGUAAUUCAUUUUUCGCACGAAUGCUUCGUUUUUUACUAACGGCGAUAAUUACCACUGGUCGUGUGUUGCAUUAGAAACUCGAGCAAUAAUUAGUUCAAAGAAAGGAACAAAAAGUGAGCUUAACAUUUACGUUUUUGUACGAUUUUCAUUGAAUUAAUAGAAUGCUAGGCUGGGCAACACUCACAAUUAAUUCCUACGUACAUGGUUUAAAUGUUUGUUGAAUGAAACAAAAUCUUAUACGACAUGUAGUGGUGAGCGAGAUUUAAGAUAGCUUUUAUACGUUUCCCAAUUUUACGAAAGCUACUUUCAAAUGCACAGAUAAAUUGGUAGGUGCGGUAACUGCUGCAUACAAAACAAUGUUGAUCUUAGCUGAACCUCGUAUCCACAACACGGUGCGAAGUGCAUUGGGAGCGCAGAAGUUGUAGUGACACGUCCUAGCAUAAAAGUUAUCAAAUUGUGCUGUGAAACUAUAGUAAAACUUGCUUUGUACUAUGCAUAUGACUGGUAAGGAUGUAUAGAUGCGAACAAUUAUUGAAAACGUAAGCUACAACAUCGGCACAGUUGAUAUUGUCCCCAUUAAGCAAACAGAAGUAUAAAGAUUGACAACAGAUCGAAACGCACUUACCCUUUGGGCGUAAUUAAUUUAAUUUCACACCUUUUUAUAAUAGUGCUUAGGUAGCCACAACCAAUCGUUUGUGCGGAAAUGCGUUUGUUGAGUCGUGUUGGGUUUUCGAAGGAAAAUCAAAGGUGGAAAAAUGUUGUGCUUUUGGUUGAGUUUAGAUGCCUUUUUCGUCGGUUUAGGUCAAGCAUGUGGCGGAAUGGAUGGCUGAAUAGGAGAUGGGAAAAUCAAUGUGUGCAAACCAAAACUAAAAACUAUUGAUGUCAUAUCAAAAAAAAAACAAA